GAUAUGACCGGUACAUUCAUUCUAGGGGGUCUUCUGGAUGUCCCAUACGUGUUCUCUGUCCGCCAUAUCCGAGAUGGAGGAAUGUAUUGUACGCGAGCUGUUGACGCACGGCAAAAUGGGAAGAUAUGUUUCUCGUGCUUGUGUUCGUUCAAACGUGACGAGAACCAACAGACAUUCAACCAUCAACCAUUGCCCGCCCAAGAGCGAUUCAAGUCAAUCCUGGACGGAAAACGCCCAGAGGAUCAUCUUCCUAGUCCAGGUGUGGAUUCAGACUUGUGGAUCCAACAUAUUCAACAAGGGGACAUUGAAGAACGCGAAUUCCCCGGUCUUGAUGCGAGAAAAGUAGACAUGAAGGAUUAUAAUGACUCAGAGGAUGUGAAACGGAAUCCAGAAAAGUAUCGCCAGCUGGCACUUUACUCCCUCAAGGGAUCUCUGGAAGAAAUUUCUACCAUGCCCAAAAGCAAGCAGGAUCUCAAGAACAGAGACCAAUCUGGUGAAUUCGACAAUCUAUACGCCUGCGCACAUAUGUACGCCUGUGACAAGAACUCUCUCUUGCUGAUACCGCGGGCGUUGGGCCACAAGCACUGGUCUGCAAUGGCAAGUCUGACCUUAACCGUGAUCUUUCACCAACACGGUGAUGCCUUGAGAAUGAUCGACUGGGAUGCAGCGUCAAAAGAAAAUGGUGAAGAAUUACCUAAAAAAUGGUUCGUCCAGGAGGGCUGGACGCCUCGGUCAGGAGAGAAUAGAGCCGUUCACGAAAGUUACCUAUUCAGUCCUGAUGGUACAUUGCUAGCGACCUCAUUGCAGGAUAGUAUGCUCCGACUCAGAAAGCUUGGCCGUGGAGGUAAGCUAUAAGCAUGAUGGGGCACAUUUAGUAUAUAGACGACCCGAAUUCUGGCAAAACCGUGGCCGGUGUCGAUUACCAUGAGCUCAAGUAUUAUCCUAAUAAAUAGACCAUUUUCGAUACAGUGAUCAUUACCUGUCAUAUCGCUAGCAUAAUAAUAGCCUGAGCAAAGCUUACAAGUAGUCGACUAGACAUCCAGUCGAAAUGAUUUGUA
Molecule: messenger RNA, 1058 nt
Organism: Aspergillus wentii DTO 134E9
Lineage: Eukaryota; Fungi; Ascomycota; Eurotiomycetes; Eurotiales; Aspergillaceae
Product: acyl-CoA thioesterase
Exons: 1
Coding region: 4-855 (283 amino acids)
Biological process (GO): acyl-CoA metabolic process; fatty acid catabolic process
Cellular component (GO): peroxisomal matrix
Molecular function (GO): fatty acyl-CoA hydrolase activity
Source: RefSeq, a predicted model, not a curated record